AUGGCGUCCACCUUCAGGAAGUCCAAUGUGGCGUCCACCAGCUACAAAAAGAAGGUGGGUCCUAAGCCCGAACUCACAGAAGAGCAGAAGCAAGAAGUUCGGGAAGCCUUCGACCUCUUCGACUCGGAUGGGAGCGGCACCAUCGACGUGAAGGAGCUGAAGGUGGCAAUGCGAGCCCUGGGCUUCGAGCCCAGGAAGGAGGAGAUGAAGAAGAUGAUCUCGGAGGUGGACAAGGAGGCGACCGGAAAGAUCAGCUUCAGUGAUUUCCUGGCUGUGAUGACCCAGAAGAUGGCCGAGAAGGACACCAAGGAAGAGAUCCUGAAGGCUUUCCGGUUGUUUGAUGACGACGAGACCGGGAAGAUUUCGUUCAAAAACCUCAAGCGCGUGGCCAACGAGCUGGGGGAGAGCCUGACGGACGAGGAGCUGCAGGAGAUGAUCGAUGAGGCGGACCGCGACGGGGACGGCGAGGUGAACGAAGAGGAGUUCCUGAAGAUCAUGAAGAAGACCAGCCUGUACUAA
Nannospalax galili (Upper Galilee mountains blind mole rat) is the source of this 519-nucleotide messenger RNA. It is a transcript of the gene Cetn1, whose product is annotated as centrin 1. The transcript has a single exon. Gene Ontology annotation, biological process: mitotic cell cycle; nucleotide-excision repair; centriole replication. The coding region runs from base 1 to 519 and encodes 172 amino acids. Gene Ontology annotation, cellular component: centriole; centrosome. Lineage: Eukaryota; Metazoa; Chordata; Mammalia; Rodentia; Spalacidae. Gene Ontology annotation, molecular function: calcium ion binding. The record is from RefSeq and is a predicted model, not a curated record.